GUUUGGAUUCAAGCUUUUCCGAACCGCCGCCGCCGCCGCUAGGUUCGCCGCUAUUCAAUAAUGGUGGAUCCGAUCGUCAUGCGGACAGGACUGAAGUUUACCUUCUAACUUAAUUUUGUCAAAUCACUGCAAUGCUAUCCCAGUACAGCACGUCCGGCUUUUACAAAACCCCAGUGACGAAGGGGAUACUGGGAUCCCUAUUCCUGACGUCAUGCGCACUCCACACCCCGUUUUUGGCUCACUUGAGGCAUUAUGUGCUGUACGACGUUUCGGAUAUCGUGGAGAAACGAGAGUUUUGGAGACUAGUCACGUCGAAGAUAUCUUUCCUGGAUACGAAGGACCUGGUUUGUGGAUCGCUUCUCAUUUACUACUUUAGAAUAUUUGAGCGGCGGUACGGCUCGCAGAAGUUUGCGUCUUUCCUCUUAGCCACAUCUGCAGUGGCUACCCUUCUAGAGCUUUCGUCCAUAUAUGCUCUGAAGCAUUUCGAAGUACCUCUCUCCUUGUUUCCAAGUGGACCGUAUGCACUUGUGUUUGCCUUAUUUGUGAACUACUUCCUGGAUAUUCCCAGAGUAGCCCAGACCUACGUCCUGGGAGUUCCAGUCACAGGAAAGACACUUACUUACCUACUUGGUCUACAGGUGAUAAGCACCUCAAGAGAAACUGCAGUCUGUGGACUAUGUUCUUUGGUGGCGGGAGCCCUGUGUCGCUGGAACGUGCUUUAUGUGGGGGCGCUCGUGAGGGUGCCCGGCUGGAUGGGGCGGCUGUGCUCGGCCACCCUGGGGCGCCUGCUGCGGUCGGGGCCGCCCCACGAAGGCCCCGUGCCCAUGGGGGCCACGCUGGACAUCCAGCGGCAGCAGCAGGCCGAGCUGCUCGAGAUGCAGCUGCUCCACCGGAGGGCCGCAGCCAGGUCGGCCUCUCUGCCGCACCGCCGCUCCUCCUCCGCCGGCCUGAGUCGGCAGCAAAUGGCACAGGGUUACUCCGAGAGACUAAUACCCAACCUCGACGACCAGGAUUCCUGGGAUAACAUCCUCAAUUCCGGUGCCUACGACACCCAAGCAAACAUUCUUACUGCUCAAACCGAAGAACAGGUGCAGACGCUUGUGGACAUGGGCUUUGAUAGAGAAAACGUCCUAAGGGCAUUGCGAGAUUCCAAUAAUGAUGUGCACCUGGCAACCACAUUACUCUUGAACGAGAGCUGAAGUACAAAGUAGCACCCAUAGGGACUUUGGUGAAAAGGACACUCACAAAGCACUGUGUGCAAUAAAUGUGAUUUAUGACUA
This is a messenger RNA of Ixodes scapularis (black-legged tick), 1280 nucleotides long. RefSeq names its product ubiquitin-associated domain-containing protein 2. Lineage: Eukaryota; Metazoa; Arthropoda; Arachnida; Ixodida; Ixodidae. Gene Ontology annotation, molecular function: serine-type endopeptidase activity; protein binding. The coding region runs from base 132 to 1199 and encodes 355 amino acids. Gene Ontology annotation, cellular component: membrane. The transcript is spliced from 10 exons. The record is from RefSeq and is a predicted model, not a curated record.